AUGUUCGGAAUGAGGUUCGGAUUAGGAGAUCAGCAAUCAGUUCAGGGAAUGAUCAAUCGUCCAACAAUUACCAUCAUUCUCUCACUUGAUUUCCAGAUAACAAGUGUGUCUGAUGAGGUAAUGGUGUUGUGGGGAUUUGAACCAAAGGCUUUUGUGGGUCGUUGUCUAUCUGACCUGGUGGCUGAAGAUCAUGGCAGACUAAGCCAUCUUCAGCACUGCCUAACAGACCGGACGGAUUUGCACACUCGGACCUUUUCUGACCAGCUAGUGUGCUUUGAUAAGCAAUGGGAUGUGGUUAUGAGGAGGGAAUUGGAUAUGAUCGAAUCAAAGUGGCGGCAGAGUGCACUUCAAUGCUCGUCGCGUAGAGUAUCCAGUCCAGCCCUUGUCCUUCCACUGUCUGUGCGCCCCUUGAUCUUGCACGCGUCAUCUUGCCAUUCCGGCUUAUCGCCCGCCACUCUGUCUUCUCGGCCGCUUGCAGCAAAUGGAAUCCUGAGUGGGUCUAAUGCAGGAAGGCCUCCGCCUCUGGAAUCAUUGUUGCCUGACAAGCCAAGGCUUUUCUAUCCUGCAAGGGAUCUAAUAAGAAACACCCAAAAAUAG
Messenger RNA from Phycomyces blakesleeanus NRRL 1555(-), 597 nucleotides. RefSeq lists its product as hypothetical. Lineage: Eukaryota; Fungi; Mucoromycota; Mucoromycetes; Mucorales; Phycomycetaceae. The record is from RefSeq and is a predicted model, not a curated record. The transcript has a single exon. The coding region runs from base 1 to 597 and encodes 198 amino acids.